Messenger RNA from Pollicipes pollicipes, 4664 nucleotides. RefSeq names its product glutamate receptor ionotropic, kainate 2. Gene Ontology annotation, cellular component: membrane. The record is from RefSeq and is a predicted model, not a curated record. Bases 131 to 2887 code for a protein of 918 amino acids. The transcript is spliced from 19 exons. Gene Ontology annotation, molecular function: signaling receptor activity; ligand-gated monoatomic ion channel activity. Lineage: Eukaryota; Metazoa; Arthropoda; Thecostraca; Pollicipedomorpha; Pollicipedidae. Gene Ontology annotation, biological process: monoatomic ion transport.
GGCUCGGCAGGAGCGCCCGUAUAGUCGGGCGUCGGAGGUUGGGGCAUGACCGGCCGGCGAGGCUUGCGGCGCGGCUCGCGAAUGUGACAGGGUCUACAACGGUUCGUCACGUCAUUUGAGGUGUCCCCUGAUGAGGGGCGGGAUGGCUGCCCGCCUACUGUGGCUGUACGCUAUCGGGCUUCAGGCGUCUUCCGUCUGGACAGCGCACGAGUACGGCGAGGUCUCUAUCGGUGCGCUGCUGACGAUGACUGAGCCGGAGCAGUCGCUGGUCGAGGUCGCCCUGAAGCAGGCCGUUCUGGCGGUCAACACGAACGGCGGUAACCGCUCCACCAGCCUCAGCCUCCAGCUGGAGCGACUGCUUGUCGAGGAGGACACCUUCGUUGCCUCCAAGCGAGUGUGCCGAUUGUUUGGUCUGGGCGUGGUGGCUAUCUUCGGGCCCCAUUCGGAGACGAUGGCCAGUCACGUACUCUCCAUGUGCGACCACAAGUCGGUGCCGGUGCUGGAGACCAGGUGGAACUACGGGGCCCGCCGGGAGCCUCUUUCCAUAAACCUGCAUCCGCACCCCGGCACACUCAGCAAGGCAUUGUCGGACAUCAUUCGAUCGUCGGGAUGGCAGAGCUUCACAGUCAUUUACGAGGACAACCAGUCCCUGAUGAACGUACAGGAGGUGCUGAAGCUCACGCUUGUCGAUGACUCCAUCAAGAUAAACCUGCAGCAACUGCCCGUCAAAGACUACAGGACUGCAGACUACAGGCACAUCCUGCGGAGGAUGCGCGAUGAAGGGGAGGUGAACUUUGUCGUGGAUUGUCGCACUGAUAAGGUGUUGAAGUUCUUGAAGGAUGCUCAGAUGGUGGGCAUGAUUAUCAAGAAGUAUUCGUACUUCAUAACGUCUCUGGAUCUGCAGACGCUGCGGCUGGAUGACUUCCGCUACAGCGGCAGCAACAUCACGGGCGUGCGCCUGCUGGACCCGCUGAGCCCGCACGUGGGGCGCACCCUGGUGGAGUGGCAGCGGCUGGAGCUGGAGCGCGGAGGGCCGCGGCUGGAGCUCUCCAACCGCCAGCUGACGACGGGCGCGGCGCUCACCUAUGACGCAGUGACCCUGCUGGCGCACGCCAUCGAUGAGCUGCAGGGACCGCUGCCCCUGGAGACGGUGUCCCUGGACUGCGGCUCGGACGCCAUAUGGCCGCAUGGCGAGUCGCUUAUCAACUACAUGAAGCUGGUGAAGUUUGACGGCCUGACGGGCCCGGUCGAGUUUGAUACUGACGGGCUCCGGAAGUCGUUCAGUCUGGAUGUCAUCCAGCUGCAGGAGCAGGACCUGGUCAAGAUUGGUUCGUGGUCAUCUGCCGGCUCCGAGAUGGUCCCUAUAAAGUUACCAGAGCUGCAGACGGCCCAACCGAAUCGGACCAUCGUCGUGACAACAGUCAUGAAGAAGCCGUACACCAUGCUGAAGCCGUCCUCCACGCUGCGACGCGGCAACGAUCGCUUUGAAGGUAUCUGUGUCGACCUGAUGGAUAAGCUGGCCGAGGCGCACAACUUCAAUUACACGCUGAUCGUCAACCGGGCAGGCACGGCAGGCAAGCCCGACCCCGUCACCGGCAGAUGGAACGGCAUGAUCGGGGACCUGCUGGAGAAUAGGGCGCACCUGGCCGUCGCGGACCUCACCAUCACGGGCAGCAGAGGCAAGGCCAUCAACUUCACCACUCAGUGGAUGAGUCUCGGGAUCAGCUUGGUAUACACGAAACCGAUGAAGCAGCCGCCGUCGCUCUUCUCCUUCCUCUCGCCCUUCUCGCUUGAGGUGUGGGCGUACAUGGGCAUGGCCAUGUUCGGCGUCUCAUUCCUCAUGUUCGUCCUAGCCAGGUUCAGCCCCUACGAGUGGGAGAAUCCGCACCCGUGCAACGAUGACCCCGACGAGCUCGAGAAUGUGCUUAAUAUCAGAAACAGUUUCUGGUUUUCCAUUGGGUCACUCAUGCAGCAGGGUUCCGAUAUUGCGCCCAAGGCGAUGUCAACCCGUAUGAUCGCCGGCAUCUGGUGGGGGUUCACGCUCAUCAUGAUCUCCUCCUACACGGCCAACCUGGCCGCUUUCCUCACCAUCGAGACGCGGUACUCCCCAAUCGAGAGCGCCGACGACCUGGUCAAGCCGCGCAACAAGGACAUCAAGUACGGCCUGUUCGCCGGCGGCUCCACAGCCGACUUCUUCAGGAAAUCAAAAGUUCACCCCUACAACAAAAUGUGGGAUGUGAUGAACAAGACCAAGGGCGUGUUCCGCAGCGACGACGAAGAAGGCAUCGAGGCGGUGAUAAAGAGCAACGGCAAGUACGCCUACUUCAUGGAGUCAUCCUCUCUUGAGUACUAUGUGGCGCGACGCUGCAGCCUGACACAGGUUGGCGGACUGCUCGACAACAAGGGCUACGGCAUCGGCGUCGCUGACCACUCGCCAGUCCAGGCGUCCGAACUUAGCGAGACCAUCAUCAAGCUGCAAGAGGAGGGCAUGCUCGCGCAGCUGAAGAACCGCUGGUGGAAGGGCGAGACGGGCGGCGUGAACUGCGACGCGAAGAAGAAGAAAGGCGUCAAACCCCUGUCGCUGAAGAACGUGGGCGGCGUGUUCGUGUGUCUCAUCUUCGGCCUGUCUGUGGCGACCCUGGUGACCGCCGUGGAAUUCCUCCUGGAGGCGUACCGCAACAGUCGAGACGAGGGUGUUCCGUUCGCGGCCGAAGUGGUGCGCGAGCUGCGCUUCGUCUUCCGCUUCCGCGGCAACACAAAGCCGGUCAAGCGGCCAGUGACAAGCGCCGGCGAGGCUGAAGACGUCUUCAUUCCGUUCAGCACCGACAGCUCGCUGCAGUACGCGCCGGCCGGCUUCGGCUUCCCCGGACGCGAUCCGCUGACCUGAGCGGCGCCCGUUCGGCGGCGAGUGCGUCCGCGCCGGGGGCUACUGGAAGGGUUAGCGCGGUUGCGCGGCAGACCCAUCCGGGCCGGCCCGAGCGUCGGCGCUGCCGUCCUUGUAGAAGCCAACAGCUGAUGUGCCGUUACUGGGGUUUGGUGGUACGGGACUGUCCCCAGACGACCGAGCGCGGUCAGUGGUCACGGAGAGGCCGCGUGUGUCACGACAUCGGCAUCGGCAGACUGGUCGGAUCUGGGCCGAGGACCGGAGCUGAGUUGAACAUGGCCAGGGCGCGAGGUCGGGACGAGUGGCGCAAGACGCGGCCGAACCCGCCAAGGCAGGUCUGCCACAGCCGAGUCCUGCGCGGAGGCAGAUCGCGCGGCGCAGUGCAGCACAGUGCGCGCUGUUGAAGUGGGUGUUGUAACGACACGACCGGUGGCUUGCUGGUCCUCUCUGUCGUUACGGGAGCCUAACGCCUAACGGACUUGGUGCGGCUUGACUGAGUGCGGUGCCACUACCGGCUGCUUGUAACGGUAGGGUGCACCGUCCACGCGUGCGCUAUCACACGGACUCAUUUGGCCUCGUGUCGCCCGAUCAUCACACCAUGUGGGUAACCGAGGAAGGAUCACGCAUGCGGUGGUGAGCCCACUCAUGUUUCAACGGAUAGCACUCUUGACAAUAUAUUUGUAUCCAGCGGUUCGUUCGAGAUUCCAUCAGCGCUACAACGCCCAUGGUGAUUGCAACCGACGGCCGGCAACCAUGAACGUGCAUUUUCGAAACAGGACAAACUUACGGGGUCAAAGCACGGUCCAGGCGAUUUCGAAUAACGAAAACAAUGUCGUAUCAAGGACAGCUACGCCACAGGUCGCUUACACAGGCGCGCAUGUUCGCAAGGCCGGGAGCUGGGCCGCGUCGCGGCGGUAAACAAAGUCAGUCUGUGAGUACCUCAGACAAAUACAACGUAUGACGCACGCGCCACUCACCGACACACGAUGGUCAAUGGCAAGACGACGACGUUCCGAAAUAUCACUGUAUUUCGAUUUAGGCACAACUGUCUAAAACAAGUCGCGUAUGACGAAUGACAGUCGGUCGCACAGCGUCCUGCUGCAAUCGAAAAACUCAACUGACAGUGAGCCAGGCUUCUUCAAACAUCAGCCCCGCUGUCCACAUAUGUGUGAGUCAGGCACAAAUAUACUUUAUUUCACUAUUCAUUAGUCAUGCACGUAAAAUGAUAACGCCCAGCGCAGCAUGAGCUCCAGCACAGUGGGGCAGACUAGCCGGAAGUAGAGUAUUCACCGGCUGCUAACCCGAGCGUGCCCAGGGCCACCCCGCACGGAGUCCAGCGCCAGACGGUCCGCAACAGAUGCGGUAAAACACGGCAGGAAGACGGAUACGGCACGGGGGCCAUGCCACCACCAACGUCAAUCCUCAGACACAUCACGAGUCACACACUCCACACUGAUAGAGUUACAUCAACUGACACCACCGCGGACUGCUGCGUUGUCGGUGGCUAUCUGUCAAAACACAACCGAUCUUUUUCGCUCCCUACGCGGCUGCCCAUUUAUAUUUUGAUGCUUCUACUACUAAAUUUGGAAAGGAAUAGUACACACCUGCAUUCUGCCCACCCUUCAUCCCUAAUAUUGACACCUUCGUGCAACAGAUCCGACAAUUUCGUAUGGUGCGUAUUGACGCUCGAAGUCAAUACGAACCAGUGCGAAGUCACUCGAGAUAGAGUCAUGGUUUGAACUUCCAGCAAAUUCGAUCUCCUCGCAAUAUCCGCCCUCCC